This is a messenger RNA of Echinostoma caproni, 1665 nucleotides long. The record is from the annotation of a GenBank genome assembly. Lineage: Eukaryota; Metazoa; Platyhelminthes; Trematoda; Plagiorchiida; Echinostomatidae.
AUGACUACCAUACAAGACGAAUUGGCCAGACCGGUUGAAGGGGCCGUGGACAAGAAAAGUGGUCAAGUGAUCAAUCAAGAAAUUCCAAUCGCCCAGCAAGGUCGAACCAAGGUGAAGAAUGGCGGACCUUUUAAUCAGUAUACUGCACAAGCUGAACUGCCCAAACAUUUGAAAAAAGACAAGAAAAAGGCCCCGGUAAUGUUUCUGGUUGAUAGAAUGCGAUUUACCAAGAAAGGAUAUCAUCAGUACUUACCCUAUCGAGAUAUAGAACAUUUCUAUGAACCGCCAGAUCGUCCGGACACUUUUAUGCUGUACGUGAAAGAUAAAAAAGGUCGCAAGAGUUAUGAAACUUAUCGGUGCAACAGUCCACAGGAUGUUCAACGUGUAAAGGAGCUGAUUUACGCGGCAGGGACAGACCGAAAGAAGAUUCUCGAUGGUGAUGGUACUCACAGUAGGCGUACUUCCUACACUUCUUCCACAGAGAGUUCGGAAUAUUAUGUGGAACGAAGACCUUACAGUAGAAUUUCACGACCUCGUUCUACCACUUAUUUGCCUCAAUACUCAACUUAUGGACCUCAAUAUUACUCAACAAUGGAUGCACAACGUUCUCCGAUGGUUGUCUAUCGUAGGCGUGUCAGUCGGGCCCCGAGUGUCGAGCCACGUUACGAAACGUACCGGGCGCCAUCUAUCCGCCAGUCGACGACUUACAUCCCUGCUCAAAAGAGUUACAUGCCUGCAGAUGACGUAACCUACUUGCGAUCGGACAAUGUGAACGGACCGCAGAUAAUGGAUAAUGGACCCGUUUAUAUGUAUGUGUCCCGUUCACGUCCGACAGUUAUUGGACUAGAGACAGAGAGUCAUAACAAUUUAUCUGUGGUAGAAUUGCAUAUCAUGAGCAAAACCAAGGAGAUACUUGGUCGUAUCUCGAUUUCCUCCGGCAUAGACACAUUUCUUCUAAUCCCACCACUUCAGCAAUGUCGAGCCACAUUGCUGCAAAACCUCAAUCAGCUUGUCAAAUCUGGAUUUACACCACAAUGGACACAACCUGGGUCAUCAUCCAAUCCAGAAUUACGGAACAGCUGUGAGACCAGUGCCAAGAACUAUGAUCAACUCAGUUCAGUCCAAAACCCCGGAUCAUCCCGAUCAAUCUAUCCCACUGCAUCUACCCCAGCAACGACCAAUAAUCCAAGUCAAACUCAGUGUGAUCGUCCACCCGUUAGUUUACCCUCAUCGUCACAUAUUGAUCGUGAAUGUCAAACUGAGAUUCCGUCUGAGAGCCCUAAUCAGGCGGAACAAGUAGGAGGACCGUCUAGAUAUCCAGAAUCCGGUUUGUCCUUAACUCGCUCUACUCCAAGUGCCAUCGAUUUGGGCAAACACCCGGCCACUGUUUCCGCCUUGGCUGCGGUGGCUGCAAUGGCAGCAGCCUCCUUUCUCUCGAAAGCAAUGAACAUACAAGCCCCGAUCGAAGAAAGGCAGCCGGAUCAGACGAGCGAAGCUCACGCUGUUGGACCAAACAGCUCUGAACCGAUCUCAGGAGUCAACUGGUUACUCCAAGGACAAGGCCCUAUGCGUGCAAACUCCGGUGCACCAAUUGAAUCUAGUGGAUCAAAGGAAGAUGGUUUGAGCGCACAUCGCGUAAGUACCAUUUCAUGCCGUCAUCAAUGA